Molecule: messenger RNA, 4065 nt
Organism: Ostrea edulis (European flat oyster)
Lineage: Eukaryota; Metazoa; Mollusca; Bivalvia; Ostreida; Ostreidae
Product: vigilin-like
Exons: 47
Coding region: 56-3775 (1239 amino acids)
Cellular component (GO): mitochondrial small ribosomal subunit
Molecular function (GO): structural constituent of ribosome; RNA binding
Source: RefSeq, a predicted model, not a curated record
GAAACUAUGAAUCCCGGCUCACUUUCUGGCACUCAUUCUACCCACAUCUUUCAAAAUGGCGACUUACAUUCUCCGGCGAAUGCAUUAUCAAAAAUUACAUAAAUUCAGUGUUCUUUUAAAUAGUCAGCAGAGUUCAUUACUGAGGACUAACAACCUGCGUCGAGUAUGCACCUCUUCAAGACUUUGUUCUGAUGUCUCAUCAUCUGGUGGUCACACAGAAUCCUCUGUUACUGGAGAGAAAGAAAAUGGUGCAAACAAAACGUUCUGGCUUCCAAAGACCUCAGCAUUUGCCUUGUCCAAGAACAAAGAUCAAAUUGGAAAAGAAACAAGCUCAACUGUCCAGUUAGACCUAGAAUCAACAGACGGGGAGAAAGUCCCGGUCCACAUCACAGCGGGCAGUCUGCAUGACCUUAUCAAGGCUGUUGUUGAGAUUGAUGGAGUCCUGCAGAGCCAUAUAUCACAAAUGAGAGACAGCUUACCUCUCCAGGACAGGUUAGAAGAAUUGCUGUUCAUUCCUAAACAAAGUGCAGAACAACUGAGUUCGAAAAAUAUGUAUUUUUUAAGAGAAAUAAAGAUUGAGACAGCUUCGCUGAUUGACAUUUUGUACGAUGUGCAGAACGAACAUGGAGUUCUAGUCACCAUUUCAGCAGCUCAAAAAGAAAAUAUUGCGGAUGCUAUGGAAAAGAUACAAAAGUUCAUUCUUACUGCAAAGGGUGAGAUAGUCAUAGACAAUCAAGUAGCACGGAGGUUGAUUGGUCCCAAGGGAGCCAGAAUCGCUGCACUGAAAAAAGAGACAGGAGCAGCCAUUUUUGUGCGAUAUGAAAACAACAGUGAUGAAGCUCAUGUUUUAGUGCAAGCUGAGAAUCAGAAGAAACUGGAAGCAGCUGUGGCCAAGAUAAAGGAAACUGUAGAUGGAAUUUCUAGGCGGGAGAAAAAGAAAUUUGAAUUAACUGUAAUGGAAAAGAAAAAGUUGAUUGGGAAGGGUGGUAAAAAUCUGAAAAGACUUCAUGAAGAGCUGGUAGAGGUUUAUGCGAAUAUAGAUUUAGCUUAUGGCGACUCUACAGAUCUGUGGUUAGAGGGAGAAGCAGCCCUGUUUGAUAAAGCGGUUGCAAAGAUGCAAAAAGAGCUCAACAGAUUAAAUUCCAGUGAUUUUGUGACGGUUAACUCCAGUGUGGCACAACAACUCAUAGCCUCCCAAGGAGCACGGGUCAAGGAGCUUGAAAAACAGACAGGAACAAGGAUUUCUGUGAAAACCAUUGAAAGUGAUGCUGAUGUUGAUGUUACUGUACAAGCCAAAAGUCCAAUGGAAUUAGAGACUGCUUUGGAAAAGAUACAUGAAGUAAUCCGGGAAAUAUCUAGACGAAAGAUGAAGAAAUUUGAAUUAACAGUUGAUGAAAAAGGGAAGUUGAUAGGCAAGGGUGGUGGCAAUUUGAAAAGGCUUCGAGAUGAGAUGUCAAAGAUGAAUGCAAAAAUUAAUUUAGGCUAUCGUGAGUCUACAGAUCUUUGGGUUGAGGCAGAUGAAGACACAUUUGAUAAAGCUGUUGCAUUGAUACAAAAAGAGUUGGACAAAAGAAAAUCAAUGGCAUUUACAACCUUCAAAGUUCCUCAAAUGGUGGGAAUAAAUAUCAUUGGCCCCAAAGGAGCAAGGGUUACAGAGCUGGAAAAACAGACAGGAGCAAAGAUUUCAUUGCAACGAAAGGACGCUGAUGAUGAAUUUGAUGUUAAAGUACAAGCCACGAGUUCAGUGGAAUUGAAGAAAGUUGUGAAAAAGAUACAGGAAGUUAUCAAAGACAUUUCUAGUGUAAAUGGACAGAUACCGAUAACCUCACAAGACAAGCGACAGCUACUUCGCUUUAAGGGGGCAAAGAUCAAGGAACUCCAAAAACAGACUGGAGCAUCUAUAGUGCUGAGAUUUAAUGAGAAAAACGAUGAACCCAAAGUCAUUGUACAAGCCAAAAGUCCAAUGGAGCUGGAGACUGCUGUGGAUAAGAUCAAUGAAGAAUUGGAGAAAUUGAGAUGUGAAGAAGUUUCCGAAUCUCUGUCCUUAACCUGGAGUGAAAGAGGCCAACUACUGGGAACUGGUGGUGAAACCUUCAAGGAAAUCAGGGAGACGUUACAACAGAAAGGUGUAGAAAUAGAUGUACUAAUAGAGAAUAAGAAAGUGACUGUGAAGGUGACCGGUCUGAGUGAAGAGAGUGUCCAAGAGGCUGUUGCCAUGAUCCAAGAGAAGGCUACAGCCAAAAGAGUGACCGAAACAAUUACAUUGAAACCACAUAAAACUCAAGGAAUGUUUAUAGGACUUGGUGGCCAGAAUAUCAAGAGAAUUUACAAUAGUUUGCCAAGAGGAGUUCACCUACAAGUAAACACAAAUGAUGAAGGGGAGACCAAGAUUUUAGUGUCAGCUUCAAAUGAAAGUGACCUUAAAAAAGCUGUUGAGAAGGUUCAAGAAGAAAAUGAGAGGGAAGGCGUAAGUGCAGAUAUGGAUCUCAGCAGAUUGCAGAUAAAAACUUUGAUUGGAGAUGGAGGUACAGGAAUCAGGAAAAUCAGGGAUGCCAUCAGAAAGAUUGGAGGCAGAAUUCACAUUCCAACAGAUUUUCGUGACACCAAAGUCGUUGUAACAGCUCAAAGUAAAGAGGAUUUAGAGACUGUCAUAGAAAUGAUAUUAGACCAAACAAUGAAACAAAGGGAGGAAGUAGAAGUUAGCAAGGACACCAUCAUCAAACUUAUGAUAGGAAAAAGAAAAGAACUGCUGGAGAAGUACGGUAAUCAGUUGAGGCUGUUUUUUCCUGGUACACAAGUACUCCGUGAUAAAGAAGCAACAACAGCACCAUUAUGGAUUGAAUGCCAAAAUCCGGAGGUUACAAAGGAAGUUCUAGCAGAGAUUGAAGAACUGAAAGAAAUGGAGUUGGUGAAGCAAACAAAGACCCUGCCUGUGGUGGUUUCUAGACAAAUGUUUGCAAAUGGUGCUCAAUUCCUGUCUGAUAUUGGUGCUGAGACAAAGUGUUACUUAUGUAAUACAUUCGUCUUUGAUGGAUCUGAAGUGGACAUAUACGGCAGAAAUCAGGAAGAUGUCAACGCCGCAAUAGCGAGGUUAAAUGAACACGUAUCCUCGUCAUCUACACCAGAAAGGAGAAGAGGUCCCAGAGAUGAUAUGCUAACAGACAAAGGGAAAUUCACAAAUGAAAGAGAUGAAAUGAUGUAUCGCAUUGAAGAAGCUUUGGACAGGGGGGAAGUAGAGAUCAAAGAGAAACUAGAUAUCCCAGAAGAUUUCAGUUUUUCAAAAGUGAAACCAUUAAACAUAUGGUCUAAGGAAGAUUUACUGAAGCCAGAACCAAAAGAUCCAAUCGACAAUUUGUGGUAUCGGCUCGAGAGAGAGGAACAUGAAAAACUGAUCAGCAAUAGAGUAACUUACAACGACUUUGAGGAAAUGAUACAGCUUACCAAGCAAGGAAAGAUGUGGCACUAUCCCAUAGAUAAUGAACAAGGGAUUGAAGAGGAAAAAGAUGUUUCAUUCACUGAUCAUGUGUUUUUUGAUGACUUGCUUGAGGAUUUCCCUAAAAGUGGCCCCAUAUCAAAGUUUAUGGAACAAGUAACAGUUGGUCUUGCUCAAAACCCAAAUCUAACUGUCAAAGAGAAGCGUGAACAUGUAGAAUGGUAUAAAAACUAUUUUCAAGAGAAAGCAGAAGUGCUGAAAGACACUUUUGGUGAGACGGGAGAUUUGAAGACCUUUCUUACAACAGACCUCUCCAAAAAGAGACAGUCAGAAGAGGAUUGACUUGAUGACUGUGUGUAUGUAGGUGUGUUUGUAGGAUCAUAGUACCGAAUUCCAUCAAUCUCUGUGAGUGCACUGUAGAGGAAUGCAGGGAUAUUUGAGGGCAUUCUUAACAUUCAUUACAUCAGUCUUGUGACUGAACGUGUGUACUGUACAAAUAAACAUUUCCUUCAAUUUCAGUGGAUUUUGUGUGUCCAUAGCUACAGGACGACAAAUCAGCUUUGUUUCUGUGAUGUUCUUGAAAUAUUUACAUAAAUUAUCAAUGUUUUGUCAGUAAAAAAAAAUCUAUGCUG